AUGCUCAAAGAAGCUGUUCAACAGCUGCAGGCCUUGGUUGUUUUUUGCCACAACGAUCUGCUUAUUCACAACAUUAUCCAUAAUGAAGAAACAGGUGCAAUAUAUUUCAUCGAUUACGAGUAUGCGGAUUACAAUUACCAGGCAUUUGACAUUGCUAAUCACUUCUGCGAAUAUGCUGGUCAGUUUUCAGUCUUGCACAUACGCAUCAGAGAUUUCGAUUAUUCACGUUGCCCUGACCUACAUUGUAAACGCUUGUGGAUAACGGAGUAUUUGACGUAUUUCCUGGAAAGGCAGCCUAACGUCGAUGAAGUUGAGGCAUUGCUUCGCGAUACUAAUGUUUUUGAGGCCGCCGCUCACUUUUUUUGGGCCCUUUGGGCGCUAGCGCAAUCACAGAUCUCAACAAUCCACUUUGAC
Gongylonema pulchrum is the source of this 414-nucleotide messenger RNA. The record is from the annotation of a GenBank genome assembly. Lineage: Eukaryota; Metazoa; Nematoda; Chromadorea; Rhabditida; Gongylonematidae.